AUGGUUUCUCCUGAUGCUGUUCGCACCGUGCUUGGAAUCUGUGGAAAUGUUAUCUCUUUCUUCUUGUUUCUCUCUCCUUUGCCAACGUUUAUCAAAAUAUGUAAGAAGAAAUCGGUGGAACAGUACUCGCCAAUGCCAUAUCUAGCAACGUUGAUGAAUUGUCUAGUGUGGACAUUGUACGGGAUGCCAAUGGUGCACCCAAAUAGUCUGCUCGUCAUCACGAUCAACGGCAUUGGUAUCGUCAUCGAGCUCGUGUACAUAGUCCUCUUCUUGGUUUACUGUAAUGGAAGAAAGGAGCGGGUAAAAGUGGUCCUGGUGGUUCUAGCUGAGGUCGUCUUUGUGGCUUUCUUGACCCUCCUGGUUCUCACCCUGGCUCAUACCUACACUCUUCGCUCUACCAUUGUUGGUUCAGUUUGUUUGGUCUUCAACAUCAUGAUGUAUGCUUCACCAUUGACGGUCAUGAAACUGGUGAUUAAGACAAAAAGCGUGGAAUAUAUGCCGUUUACUCUAUCCUUUGUUUCACUUGCCAACGGCAUUAUUUGGACCGCUUACGCUUGCAUCAAUUUCGACCCCUUCAUCGUGAUUCCCAACAGCCUCGGAACACUAUCGUCUCUUGUUCAGCUCAUCCUUUACGCCACCUUUUACAAAUCUACUCAGAUCCAAAUUGCUGACAGAAAAGCCCAAAUUCACCUCUCCGAGGUCGUCAUCAAGGGCGACUCCCUGUCGAACAAGACCACCGACGGCCGAGAUGCAACUUCCCCUGUUUCAGGGACGAUGACACCACCUCACAAAAAGUGA
This is a messenger RNA of Cucurbita pepo subsp. pepo (vegetable marrow), 798 nucleotides long. Lineage: Eukaryota; Viridiplantae; Streptophyta; Magnoliopsida; Cucurbitales; Cucurbitaceae. The record is from RefSeq and is a predicted model, not a curated record.